UUCCACGUGACCGCGCGGCGCUGCGGCGCGAUGGCGGCGGGGCUGGUGCGGGUGCUGUUGUUCCUCGGGCUCUCGGUCCGCGGGCCCGCGCCGGCAGGUGCCGCGAAGAUGAAGGUGGUAGAGGAGCCCAACACGUUCGGGGUGAACAACCCGUUCUUGCCCCAGGCCAGUCGCCUCCAGGCCAAGAGGGAUCCUUCACCGGUGUCUGGGCCGGCGCAUCUCUUCCGACUCUCGGGCAAGUGCUUCAGCCUGGUGGAGUCCACGUACAAGUACGAGUUCUGCCCAUUCCACAACGUGACCCAGCACGAGCAGACCUUCCGCUGGAACGCCUACAGCGGGGUCCUCGGCAUCUGGCACGAGUGGGAGAUCGCCAACAACACCUUCAUGGGCAUGUGGAUGAGGGAUGGUGACGCCUGCCGUUCCCGGAGUCGGCAGAGCAAGGUGGAGCUGGCGUGUGGAAAAAGCAACCGGCUGGCCCACGUGUCCGAGCCAAGCACCUGUGUCUAUGCACUGACGUUCGAGACCCCCCUCGUCUGUCACCCCCACGCCUUGCUAGUGUACCCGAGCCUGCCAGAGGCCCUGCAGCGGCGGUGGGACCAGGUGGAGCAGGACCUGGCCGACAAGCUGAUCACCGCCCAGGGCCAUGAGAAGUUGCUGCGGACACUUUUUGAGGAUGCUGGCUACUUAAAGGCCCCAGAAGAAAAUGAACCCAGCCAGCUGGAGGGAGGUCCUGACAGCUUGGGGUUUGAGACCCUGGAAAACUGCAGAAAGGCGCGUAGAGAACUGUCGGAGGAGAUCAGAAGGCUAAAAGGUUUGCUCAGCCAGCACGGUAUCCCCUACAUGAGGCCCACAGAAACUUCCAGCUUGGAGCACUUGGGCCACAAGACACCCAGAGCCAAGCCUGCAGAGCAGCUGCGGGGGGACCCAGGACUGCGUGGGAGUUUGUGACCCUAUGGUGGGAAGGCAGAGGUGGACAAGCGCCCUACAGAUUGGCUGGUAGGAUCCCCAGCGACCAGCUGGCCAGGCUUGUGCUUAGAGAAACAGACAAAACAAAGAUUCAAGGUUUUAAUUAAUUCCCAUACUGAUAAAAAUAAUUCCAUGAAUUCUGUAAACCAUUGCAUAAAUGCUAUAGUGUAAAAAAAUUUAACAAGUGUUAACUUUAAACAGUUCACUACAAGUAAAUGAUUAUAAAUCCUA
Messenger RNA from Rhinopithecus roxellana (golden snub-nosed monkey), 1197 nucleotides. It is a transcript of the gene GNPTG, whose product is annotated as N-acetylglucosamine-1-phosphate transferase subunit gamma. The record is from RefSeq and is a predicted model, not a curated record. The transcript is spliced from 11 exons. Lineage: Eukaryota; Metazoa; Chordata; Mammalia; Primates; Cercopithecidae. Gene Ontology annotation, cellular component: Golgi apparatus. Bases 31 to 948 code for a protein of 305 amino acids.